CCUUUCACUCAUGAUGCAGCGGCAAAUAUGUCUGUCCGCUAGUUAAGUGUGUGUUCAAAAACGCUAGCCAAAAUGUCUUAAAGUUGGGAUUAUAGAAAUUCCAAUUCAUUGUGUUUCUAUUACAACGGGAGACAUUUUAUAGCAGCUCAUAAUUAAUGCGUGACAACUGAAGAAAAAUGACGUCCAUUAUAAAGCUGACAGCCGUGUCAGGGGUUCAGGAGGAGUCGGCCCUUUGUUAUCUCCUGCAGGUGGAUGAAUUCCGCUUCCUCCUGGACUGUGGCUGGGAUGAGAACUUUUCCAUGGACAUCAUUGAUGCUAUGAAACGAUAUGUUCAUCAAGUCGAUGCUGUGCUCCUCUCUCAUCCUGACCCCAUACACCUGGGAGCCUUGCCAUAUGCUGUGGGCAAACUCGGCCUAAACUGUACCAUCUAUGCCACCAUUCCUGUCUAUAAGAUGGGACAGAUGUUCAUGUAUGAUCUAUAUCAGUCUCGAAACAACAGUGAAGAUUUCACACUCUUCACUCUUGAUGAUGUGGACUGUGCUUUUGAUAAAAUCCAGCAGCUGAAAUACUCUCAGAUUGUCAACCUGAAAGGCAAAGGACAUGGUCUCUCCAUCACACCACUUCCAGCUGGUCACAUGAUAGGAGGCACCAUUUGGAAAAUUGUGAAGGACGGUGAGGAGGAGAUUGUUUACGCCGUGGACUUCAACCACAAGAGAGAAAUCCACCUGAAUGGCUGUUCUUUGGAGAGCAUCAGUCGUCCUUCCUUACUUAUUACGGACUCCUUCAAUGCUACAUAUGUGCAGCCACGCCGUAAACAAAGAGACGAGCAGCUCCUUACUAAUGUAAUGGAGACCUUGCGGGGUGACGGUAAUGUCCUUAUUGCCGUGGAUACAGCUGGGCGCGUGUUGGAGCUGGCUCAGCUCCUGGAUCAGAUUUGGAGGACAAAGGACGCUGGUCUGGGAGUUUACCCACUAGCUCUGCUUAACAAUGUCAGCUACAAUGUGGUGGAGUUUUCCAAGUCCCAGGUGGAGUGGAUGAGUGACAAGCUCAUGAGGUGUUUUGAGGACAAGAGAAACAACCCGUUCCAGUUCCGUCACUUGACCCUGUGCCACAGUCUGGCAGACCUGGCCCGGGUGCCCAGCCCCAAGGUUGUGCUUUGCAGCCAGCCCGACCUCGAGUCUGGCUUUUCUCGAGAACUCUUCAUCCAAUGGUGCCAAGACACCAAAAACUCCAUUAUCCUGACCUACCGCACUACACCUGGAACCCUGGCUCGCUACCUCAUCGACAACCCCGGAGAGAAAAUGCUGGAUCUGGAGGUGCGGAAAAGAGUGAAGCUGGAAGGCAAGGACCUGGAGGAAUACCUUGAAAAGGAGAAAAUAAAGAAAGAAGCAGCUAAGAAACUUGAACAAGCAAAAGAGGUGGAUGUGGACUCCAGCGAUGAGAGCGAUAUGGAUGAUGAUCUGGAUCAGCCAGCUGCAGUAAAAAACAAACACCACGACUUGAUGAUGAAGGGUGAGGGGAGCCGCAAAGGUAGUUUCUUCAAACAAGCCAAAAAGUCUUAUCCAAUGUUCCCCACGCACGAGGAAAGGAUCAAAUGGGACGAGUAUGGGGAAAUCAUCAGGCUGGAAGAGUUUCUGGUUCCUGAACUGCAAGCCACAGAGGAGGAGAAAAGCAAACUGGAAUCUGGGCUGACCAAUGGUGAUGAACCUAUGGACCAGGAUCUCUCUGUUGUUCCAACCAAAUGCAUCUCCAGUGUAGAAAACCUUGAAAUAAGAGCGAGGGUAACGUAUAUAGACUACGAAGGUCGCUCUGAUGGCGACUCCAUCAAGAAGAUUAUUAAUCAGAUGAAGCCAAGACAGCUUGUGAUUGUUCACGGGCCGCCAGAGGCCAGCCUGGACCUGGCCGAGUCCUGCAAGGCUUUCAGCAAGGACAUCAAGGUCUACACACCCAAACUGCAGGAGACUGUAGACGCCACCAGCGAGACACACAUCUACCAGGUGCGGUUGAAAGACUCCUUGGUGAGUUCUCUGCAGUUCUGCAAAGCCAAAGACACGGAGCUCGCGUGGAUCGAUGGCGUGCUGGACAUGCGCGUGGUGAAGGUGGACACGGGCGUGAUGCUGGAGGAGGGUGUGAAAGAGGAGGUCGAGGACAGCGAUCUGGCCAUGGACGUCGCCCCUGAUCUUGGCAUUGAUCACAGCACCACGGCGGUGGCAGCGCAGCGUGCCAUGAAGAACCUGUUUGGAGAAGACGAGAAGGAGUUCUCUGAAGAGAGCGAUGUUAUUCCUACGCUGGAGCCACUGCCUCCACAUGAGAUUCCGGGGCAUCAGUCAGUGUUCAUCAACGAGCCUCGCCUCUCUGACUUCAAGCAGGUCCUGCUGAGAGAAGGCAUCCAGGCCGAGUUUGUGGGAGGAGUGCUGGUAUGCAACAACAUGGUGGCCGUCCGCAGGACGGAGGCUGGACGCAUUGGCCUGGAAGGUUGCCUGUGUGACGACUACUAUAAGAUCCGGGAGCUGCUGUAUCAGCAGUACGCCGUGGUAUAGCAGCAGCAGCAGCAGCAGCAGAAGAAGCAGAAGCAGAGCACACCAUGGCAAUACAGAGACAAUCCUUUACAAGAACUUUACCCAGAGGACAAGAGUGUACUACACUUGGGCAACCUCUGCCCCAUGGGCGGCUCCAGCUGUUUUACUGCACACCUUGUUGUACAUUUUCCAUUUUUAUAAUUUUUUCCAGAUAACAAUGUUUUUUUAUUGUUAGUUUACCUCUGCAAGAAUGAGAGACAGAUGCUUUCUCUGGAUUGACCUCUCUGUCUGAACAGACUGAAUUUCAUACACUUAAAACUCCUCCCACUGUACAGUAACAACCUAAUGCACUGGAUGGACUACAGGAUGCUCUUUCCCUCACAUUGUCAUUAAGAACAGUUUGUUUUCUUUUUCGUAAAUGCAUUGCUGUUGUCUCAGAUGUCCAUAGUUUGGUUUGGAUAUUAAACUUAAAAAAAACAGUAAUUUUCAUAUCCAUCCAUAAAGUAGUUAAAUGCUGUGUACCACUGUUGGUCCAUUGUUGGAAUUGUUGAGGUCACUAUACAGUAUAGUGGCUAGACACUUAGUGACCACUUUAUUAGCUACCUCUGUGCAAUCUGAUGCAAUACAUUACAAUUGUUCUGCCAUAAAGUCUGCUCUUAUGAUGUAAUGUUCAGUUUUCAAUUCAGUGUUUUAGCACUGAGGUCACAGUGAUGUGUUAUGAUGGACUGCAUAAUAUUCAGAGGUGUUUCUACAAUUCUGCCACCAUUUCCAAUCAUGUAUGGUAAUAGGGAGAUCAAAAACUUAGGAACACCUCUCAAUACUCAAUAGGUACGUACAACAACACCUUUUAACUAUCACUGAAGUGAAAAAAGAACAACAUGUAAUUGGAUUAACACAUUUCCAACAAAAAAACAAACAUUGUAAUCCCUUGUGAAGGUAGAAUUUAUGGUAGAGCUGUUGUAUUGUACAGGAAUACCUAAUAAAGUGGCCACUGAGUGUAUUUCACACUCAGGAUUCGCACAUUCAAAUAUAAUGGCAGAGGAAAAAUAUAUUGUGUGCUGUAGUAAACCAUGAGUUUUGUUUACAUAUUCUUUGAACAUAUAUUUCCAUGUUACUCGAAAUAGUUGGUCAUUUUUUGAGUUUUUGUGCAGCUGUUCUCCAGCGAUUAAUUAGUGCAUUUCCAUUAAGUUGGCGAACUUGCGAGAGGCGGGCUUAAAAAGAGAAACAGUCCAAAUCGCAGCAGCCGAGGCCGAGAUAUCCUGAGAUUUAGUCUGUAUUAUAGGUCAAGCUCCAAAAACGCUAGAUGCUACAGUUCUCAAAAUGAGGCUCGAUGGCGUCCUCCAUUACAUCGUCAUUUCAACCUUUCCUGUCUGGACAGUUCCCACACCUGCAGCUUGUAAUGGUUGACAACAUUAAAGUAAUUUUCAUAAAAUCAACAAAGCUUCUCUAGAACCACAGGAGACGUCUGUUCACAUACACGCAGAUGAAUAAUGUCAGGAUAAACCCCUGUGGAUGUAUCAUCUGCUUUUUUUUUACGGAUGUCCCAAAACAAUCACG
Messenger RNA from Seriola dumerili (greater amberjack), 4076 nucleotides. It is a transcript of the gene cpsf2, whose product is annotated as cleavage and polyadenylation specific factor 2. The record is from RefSeq and is a predicted model, not a curated record. Gene Ontology annotation, biological process: mRNA 3'-end processing by stem-loop binding and cleavage. Bases 177 to 2540 code for a protein of 787 amino acids. The transcript is spliced from 15 exons. Gene Ontology annotation, molecular function: RNA binding. NCBI's taxonomy places the organism in Eukaryota, Metazoa, Chordata, Actinopteri, Carangiformes, Carangidae. Gene Ontology annotation, cellular component: mRNA cleavage and polyadenylation specificity factor complex.